GGCGGCCCCCGCCCGCGCCCGCCUACCUGCUGCUCCCGCGCCUCCCGCCGCCCUCCCGCGUUCGCUCCCGGUGCCCGCGGUCGGAGCCCGGGCCGGGGGCUAAUGGGACCGCCGCGAUGUUCGCUCCCCGGCUCCUGGAUUUCCAGAAGACGAAGUACGCGAGGUUCAUGAACCGCCGGGUCCCUGCCCACAAGAGGUACCAGCCCACGGAGUACGAACAUGUGGCCAACUGUGCCACGCAUGCUCUCUGGAUCAUUCCCAGCAUCCUUGGCAGCUCCAACCUCUAUUUCCUGUCGGACGACGACUGGGAGGCCAUUUCCGCCUGGAUCUACGGCCUGGGGCUGAGUGGGCUCUUCGUGGUGUCCACUGUGUUCCACACGAUCUCCUGGAAGAAGAGCCACCUCAGGGUGGUGGAGCGCUGCCUGCACAUGUUCGACCGCAUUGUCAUCUACUUCUUCAUCGCGGCCUCCUACGCACCCUGGCUGAACCUUCGGGAGUUGGGCCCCUGGGCCUCCCACAUGCGUUGGCUGGUCUGGAUCAUGGCCUCUGUUGGCACCAUCUAUGUCUUCUUCUUCCAUGAGCGGUACAAGCUCGUGGAGCUGCUCUGCUAUGCCGUCAUGGGCUUUUUCCCUGCCCUGGUCAUCCUGUCUAUGGACGCGGCCUUCCCCUGCUGUUGGCUGGAGCCCUCAGUUGUUGUCCAUGAAGAGCGGCCCACCAUGUUUUAUGGGACCCACCUCAUCAUGUCUCCACCCACCAAGAGCAGGCUGAAGCGGCAGAGCCAGCUGCUCUCCAACAUGCUGUCCCGGACGCUGAGCUACAAGUACCGUGACCUGGACGCCACCUUCUCCAGCCUGGGCACCAGUGAUGACCCUGCGGAACUCUCCACCCAGCUCUCAGCCCCCGGGGUCCUGAAGGUGUUCGGGGACAGUGUCUGCACAGGCACCCACUACAAGAGCGUCCUAGCCACUGGCACAUCCAGUGCCCACGAGCUGGUGAAGGAGGCCCUGGAGCGUUACUCCUUGAGCCCCGAGCAUGCCAGCCAGUAUGUGCUGUGUGAUGUGGUAGGCCAGGCUGGUGACUCCGGGCAGCAGUGGCAGGCCAAGUGCUUUCGGGUGUUUGGGGACAACGAGAAGCCUCUCUUGAUCCAGGAACUAUGGAAGCCCCGAGAAGGCUUGUCCCGGAGGUUUGAGCUGAGAAAGAGGUCAGAUGUGGAAGAGCAGUCAGCCAAGGAUGUGGACACCAUGACAGCAGGGAUAAAUGCCCAAGCCCGGAGGCUUCAGCGGAGCCGGGCCAAGGGAACCCCAGCCCUGGUCGCUGGGGGUGCCCAGAGCCCCCCUGCAUCCCAGCUGCGCCGCACUGUCAGCGAGACCAGCCUGAGCCCGGCCGCAGCCCAGGGCCCCGAGCAGCCCGAACAGGACGCCAUGCGCUACUCCCUCUACGAGUCGCCCCAUCUGCUCCUCCUGCAGGGCUACAGCCAGCAGCACGACAGCCUGGUGUACCUGCUCAACCGGGAGCGGCACACCGUGGGCCAGAGGACCCCCUCCAGCAAGCCCAGCGUCAGCCUCUCAGCACCGGAUAUCCUGCCCCUGCACUGCACCAUCCGCAGGCUGCAGCCCAGGGGCCGAGAGCGGGUGGGGACCAGGCUCGUACUGGAGCCCAUCCCUGGGGCACCCGUCUCUGUCAACUUCUCCGCACUGGGUGGCCAGUCGGUGGAGCUGCGCCAUGGCGACCUGCUGUCCCUGGGCCUCUACUACCUGCUGCUGUUCAAGGACCCGGAGCAGGCCCAGCCCCUGCCUGCCCAGGCCCUGGCCCGCCUCCGGGCUGCACCACAGAGCUGCAGGCUGUGUGGUGCUGUGCUCCAGGCCCCGGGCGCCCCUACCUCCAUGCGGGCUGUCCUCCCCCGGCCGCUGCACCUGGAGUUCGAGCCGGAGGUGGAGGAUGCACUACUGCAGAGGAUCAUGACACUGAUUGAGCCAGGCAGUGGCGACCACCAGCUGACCCCGGCCUUCCUCCUCUGCCUUUGCAUCCAGCACUCGGCCACCCGCCUCGAGCCUGGUGCAUUCGGGCAGCUCCUGCUCAAGAUAGCAAAGGCCAUCCAGGAGACAGUCUGGGAGAAAACCAAAGAGCUAGCAGAGAAGCAGGUGCACCUCCAGGACCCCAUUUCCUCGGGCAGCUUUACCAUGGCUGGCCUGGUUCCAGACCUGCAGCACAUUCUUUUCUGGAUGUCCAACUCGGUCGAGCUUCUGUAUUUCAUCCAGCAGAAGUGCCCACUCUACAUGCAGAGCUUGGAGGACGACCUGGAUGUCACAGGCUCCAAGGAGUCGCUGCUCUCCUGCACCCGCACGGCCAGUGAGGAGGCCAUGGCGCUGCUGGAGGAGGCCAUCCUGCGUGCCUUCCAGCAGUGUGUCUACUAUGUCUCCAAGUCCCUGUACCUCUGCCUUCCGGCCCUGCUGGAAUGCCCCCCUUUCCAGACGGAGCGCCGUGAGAGCUGGUGCUCAGCCCCCCAGCUGCCUGAGGAGCUUUACCGCAUCGUGUCCAUCUACCAGGCCACCCUGGACCUCCUGCAGCAGCUGCAGGUCCACCCUGAGAUCGCCUCCCAGGUGCUGGCCUACCUCUUCUUCUUCUCCAGCACGCUGCUCUUCAAUCAGCUCCUGGACAAGGGCCCCUCUCUGAGUUGCUUCCACUGGCCCCGAGGCGUCCAGGCCUGCGCCCGCCUGCAGCAGCUCCUGGAGUGGGUGAGGGCUGCCGGCUUCGGGGAGGCCGCAGAGUGCUUCUUCAGGAAGCUUUCCUGCACACUCAGCCUGCUGGCCACUCCCAGGGCCCAGCUCAUCCAGAUGAGCUGGGCAAACCUGCGGGCUGCCUUCCCUGCCUUGAGCCCCGCCCAGCUGCACAGGCUGCUGACUCAGUACCAGCUGGCCUCAGCCAUGGGCCCCAUGAGCGCCUGGGAGCCGGGUGUCCAGGACAGCCCUGAUGCCUUCAAGUCAGAGGAUGUCCUGGAGUCCUAUGAAAAUCCCCCACCCAUUGUUUUGCCGAGCGAGGGCUUCCAGGUGGACUUAGAAGCCGACUGCCUGGACGACAGCAUCUACCAGCAUCUGCUCUACAUCCGCCACUUCCUGUGGGGCCUGCGGAGCAAGCCUAUCCCAAGCGGUGGGGCUGCCCAGCGGGGGUGCCCCGAGGGCCUGCACCAUCCCAUCCCUGAGGGACAUCCUGAGAGCCAGAGCUGCCCCCUGGCUUCCAGGGCCCCCAGCCGAGGAGCCUGUGAAGCUGGCCCCACGUGCUUGCUUCCUUCUGUGGGGGCUCCCCGUGCACAGGGCCUCUCAGUAAGGCAGCCGAGCCGCAUGAGCCAUGGGGGUCCCCAGGCCGGCUCCCCCCACACGGACUCCUCUUGCCUGCUCACGCCUCCCAGCACCCCACUUGGCCUGGAGCCUAUUGCCCCUAACUGGCCCGAACCCGACGGCACCUGCGGGAAGGCGCUCCUGGAAGCGGGGAGGAAUGGACUGAGUGGCUUCGGGGAGCCACCUCUGGAAGGAGAUUGUGCAUCCCCCGAGGAUGACCAGCCCCCUCCAGCCCCCUCCAGCGGCAGCUCCAGCACCGAGGACUUCUGCUACGUGUUCCUGGUGGAGCUGGAGCGUGGCCCCUCUGGCCUGGGCAUGGGCCUGAUUGACGGGAUGCACACGCCACUGGGUGUCCCUGGGCUGUACAUCCAGACCCUGCUCCCAGGCAGCCCCGCAGCGUCAGAGAGCCGGCUGUCACCCGGAGACCGCAUCCUGGAGGUGAACGGCAGCAGCCUGCUGGGCAUCAGCUACCUGAGAGCAGUGGAUCUGAUCCGGCACGGGGGCAAGAAGAUGCGGUUUCUGGUUGCCAAAUCCGAUGCGGAAACAGCCAAGAAGAUCCGCUUCCGCACGCCGCCUCCCUAGGUGGGCCUAAGGAUGCCCCCAGUGCACGUUGCCCUGAGGUCCUGCCAGCUUGUUCCUGUGUGGGUUCCUCACCCUGUGGACAGUGUACAUCUUAUUGUAUAUUUUAUUUAUAUGACAGAUAACACUAAGUUGUGAUGUU
This is a messenger RNA of Manis pentadactyla (Chinese pangolin), 4056 nucleotides long. RefSeq names its product monocyte to macrophage differentiation factor 2. The record is from RefSeq and is a predicted model, not a curated record. The transcript is spliced from 20 exons. NCBI's taxonomy places the organism in Eukaryota, Metazoa, Chordata, Mammalia, Pholidota, Manidae. Gene Ontology annotation, biological process: neural crest cell migration; signal transduction; substrate adhesion-dependent cell spreading. Bases 117 to 3917 code for a protein of 1266 amino acids. Gene Ontology annotation, cellular component: microtubule; membrane. Gene Ontology annotation, molecular function: pore-forming activity; GTPase binding.